Messenger RNA from Nanorana parkeri, 933 nucleotides. RefSeq lists its product as uncharacterized. The record is from RefSeq and is a predicted model, not a curated record. The transcript has 4 exons. The coding region runs from base 1 to 933 and encodes 310 amino acids. NCBI's taxonomy places the organism in Eukaryota, Metazoa, Chordata, Amphibia, Anura, Dicroglossidae.
AUGAAGACAUUGUUUCAGGAAAUCAAAGCUUCUAUCAAAAACAACAUUGAGCACGAUCGCUCAUUCUGGAGGCCAGUGCUUCCUUGGGGAGGCGUAUUCACCAUAAAAGCUGGCCGUAAAGCCAUCUCGUGCAUGCCCCUGUAUGUGGAGAUCACACUGAAGAACACCUGCACUAUCGAUGGCUUUUUGAUGCUUCUUUAUGUUAUCCUGCGUGAAAAUAACACUUUCCCCCGUGAGCUGUCCCAGUACCUGGGCAGAGAGUUUGUCGAUUGUUUCCUCCAUCUAAUGGACACCUGCAGCUUCACCUCCGUCAAGCUGCUGUGGAUAUGGGACAAGAUGGAGAAGAGGCAGUACAAGUCCGGAGUACAUAAAGCAUGUCUGGAGAUUGACUUGUUUGGGAAUGAACAUGAAAAUUUCACCAGAAACCUGGAGCGCUUGAUGGCCACAAUUCAGGAGAGUUACUGCUCUAGCCCGCAGUGCCCCAUCCGUGUGCAGGAGAGUCACAUGCAGACUAUUCUAAUCAACCCCCCUCAUGACAUACCUCACGGAGACCUCAUUCAGAUGGCAGUGGAUGAACUGUUCUGCUCCAGGAUUGAAGUUUGCGAGGAGAAAGGGUGUGGAUGCCUGAGGGAGUUUUCUCAGAGGGUUUUCUGUUACGGACCUCCUCCAUUUGUUAUACUGAACAUGGAACAGUGGAAGUCGGAAGACCUGGCCUAUGUACCUUAUUAUCUGGAUUUAUCUGAUCACAAAUACCUGCUGGAAGGCGCCACCCUCUUCAACAAGGAGGAGCACCAUUACUCCGCAGCCUUCCAGAUUGACGGCUUUUGGAUGCACUACGACGGCCUGAGGAACGUCAACCUAAUACUGUUAAAUAAGCCCCCGGAGCUUUUACUUCUGUCAUCCCUGGUGUACGUGAGAGCUGCAGAAAAAUAA